This is a messenger RNA of Episyrphus balteatus (marmalade hoverfly), 826 nucleotides long. RefSeq names its product 60S ribosomal protein L13 (gene RpL13). The transcript has 4 exons. Gene Ontology annotation, biological process: translation. The coding region runs from base 140 to 796 and encodes 218 amino acids. The record is from RefSeq and is a predicted model, not a curated record. Gene Ontology annotation, cellular component: ribosome; cytosolic large ribosomal subunit. Lineage: Eukaryota; Metazoa; Arthropoda; Insecta; Diptera; Syrphidae. Gene Ontology annotation, molecular function: RNA binding; structural constituent of ribosome.
AUUCAACUCGACAUUCGAAUCCUGCAUGUAAACGAAAUGAGUGGCGAUAGUUCUCAAAAUGGUUGCUUGAAACAUUGUGCCCAUUUCCUUUUCCUUUUUAAAUUUGCCGUCAGAAAGUUUAGAUCAUUUUUUGAACAAGAUGGGGAAGGGAAAUAAUAUGAUUCCAAAUGCUCAUUUCCACAAAUAUUGGCAACGCCAUGUGAGGACAUGGUUCAACCAACCGGCAAGGAAAGUAAGAAGACGUCAAAACAGGGUAAGGAAAGCUAAGGCUCUAUUCCCUCGCCCAGCUGCAGGUUUACUUCGCCCAGUAGUCCGAUGCCCAACUAUUCGCUAUCACACUAAGAUACGUCAAGGUAGAGGGUUUACCUUGGAAGAACUUAAGGGUGCCGAAUUAACACCUGGAUUUGCCAAGUCAAUUGGUAUCUCAGUUGACAAAAGGCGUCGCAACAAGUCGAUUGAAUCCCGUCAAACUAAUAUCCAACGUUUGAAGGAAUACAGAAGCAAGUUAGUUCUCUUCCCGAUCAACGAGAAGAAGAUUGCCAAGGGUGAAUCUACUAUUGAGGAAUGUAAGGUAGCUGAGCAACUUAAAUCGAAGAGGAUUAUGCCGCUAACUAAGGCUGUUCCUGAGGUCACCUAUAAGGAUGUUACUAAUGAAGAGAAGUCGUUUGGAGCCUUCGCCACUCUCCGCAAGGCCCGAUCCGAUGCUCGCUUGGUAGGAGUUCGCGCCAAGAAAGCUAAAGAAAAUGCCGAUAACCCAGAAGAUGGUGUUAAAGAUGUUAAGAAAGCCAAGAAAUAAAUAAAUGAUCUUCAAUGAUUUUCCUGAAAA